AUGCCAAUCGUCACCCCUGAGCAGGCUCGUAUCGCCGAAGAGGCUGGAGCCUGCGCCGUCAUGGCGCUGGAGCGCGUCCCAGCAGAUAUCCGCUCCCAGGGCGGCGUCGCCCGCAUGUCCGAUCCAGAUGACCAGAACCACAUCAACAAGCACAAUUUCCUUCUGCCCGAGGCCCUCCGCCGCAUCCGCGAGGGCGCCGCCAUGAUCCGCACCAAGGGCGAGGUCGGCACUGGUAACAUCAUCGAGGCCGUCCGCCACCUUCGUUCCGUUGUCGGCGGCAUCCGCGCUCUGAGCAAUAUGGACGAUGAUGAGGUGUUCGCCUUCGCCAAGCGCAUCGCUGCCCCUUACGACCUUGUUAUGCAGACCAAGCGGCUAGGGAGGCUCCCUGUCGUCCAAGCAACGAGCAUUAUGAAUCCCUUCACCCCGCACUCCCCCUCCCCCUCCCCCUCCCCCUCCCCCUCUUAUCUUUCUCCGUCUCUUCUUCCUCUCUUUUGUUUUUAA
Messenger RNA from Zingiber officinale, 501 nucleotides. RefSeq names its product probable pyridoxal 5'-phosphate synthase subunit PDX1.1. NCBI's taxonomy places the organism in Eukaryota, Viridiplantae, Streptophyta, Magnoliopsida, Zingiberales, Zingiberaceae. Gene Ontology annotation, molecular function: amine-lyase activity. The transcript has 3 exons. Gene Ontology annotation, biological process: amino acid metabolic process; pyridoxal 5'-phosphate biosynthetic process; pyridoxine biosynthetic process. Bases 1 to 501 code for a protein of 166 amino acids. The record is from RefSeq and is a predicted model, not a curated record.